AUGGCAGCCCCAAGCAAAAAACAUAUCCCUAUCCCCUACUUCCCAGACUUCAGCAGGACUAACUCCCCUAGGGAGAACAGGAGGUCCCUCUUCCAACUCAUUAACAUUUUAGAGUCAUCCUCAAGGCUCAAGAAUGUCUCCUCUGCUUCCGUUCGGAAAGUAUUGGGAUCCCUGAGGCCCAAAGAGGAGCGCCCAAGGGUGCCCAGGAGCUUUGGGAUGGACACAAUUUUUGAGAGCAUCGAGGAAGCGAAUAUCUACCAAUCAAUCGAGCAAGAGAAAAAGCAAGAACAAGAGCCAGAACCAGAGGCAGAGCCAGAACCAGAGGCAGAGGCAGUUAUCCAAGGGACCAAGACCAGCUGCACGUUUCCGUAUAGCAUUCUCUUCUCCACAUUCCUCUACUGUGGAGAGGCUUCGUCCGCCCUGUACAUAGCUAGAGUCUAUCAUACGAGCAAUGAGAUUCACUGGAUGGCCUACACUAUGGUCUUCUUCCUGAUCGCCUCUAUCAUGGACCAGCUGACCCUCAUUUUUGUACACAGGGACCUGACCAAAGAUAAGCCUCUCUUGCUGUUUAUGCAUCUUAUACUUCUGGGGCCAGUUGUCAG
Molecule: messenger RNA, 602 nt
Organism: Gracilinanus agilis (Agile Gracile Mouse Opossum)
Lineage: Eukaryota; Metazoa; Chordata; Mammalia; Didelphimorphia; Didelphidae
Product: XK-related protein 2-like
Exons: 1
Cellular component (GO): membrane
Source: RefSeq, a predicted model, not a curated record